AUGUCGUCCCAAGAUAACACCUCUACCCUCCAGUCUGUCGUGGACACUGCCACGGGAUACAUCAACUCAGGCAUCGCCGCCGUUACUGGCAGUGCUGGCGAUCAAGCCAACGCAGACCACUACAAAGCCAAGGGAGAGGCCGAAUCAGACCUUUCCCAUGCUGCGGCCAAGGCUGGACCUUUCACCAUCAGUUCAACCGGCGCUCCGGCCAAAGACAACAGCGACCGUACUCAAGGACAAUGGGAUCAAACAAUAGGCAGCGCCAAGGAGACCGUGGGAAACCUGCUCGGCAAUGAAAACCUCAAGCAGCAAGGCCGCGAGCAGAAUCUCCAGGGCCAGGGGCAGGAAGCCAAGGGUCAACUCAGUGACCUUGGCAAGGGAAUCAGUGAUCGUGUCCAAGGUGCAGUUGGCGGUGCUGCUGCCGCCUUGACAGGUGAUCGUGCUCAGCAGGAAAAAUAUGCAGAUAUCCACGACGAGGGAAAGACUCGUCAACGUGGAGUUGAGCUUGAUCUCGACAAGCAAGCAGCUGCUCAGAAGUGA
Molecule: messenger RNA, 540 nt
Organism: Exophiala spinifera
Lineage: Eukaryota; Fungi; Ascomycota; Eurotiomycetes; Chaetothyriales; Herpotrichiellaceae
Exons: 1
Coding region: 1-540 (179 amino acids)
Source: RefSeq, a predicted model, not a curated record